This is a messenger RNA of Camelina sativa (false flax), 1313 nucleotides long. RefSeq names its product NAC domain-containing protein 102. The record is from RefSeq and is a predicted model, not a curated record. Lineage: Eukaryota; Viridiplantae; Streptophyta; Magnoliopsida; Brassicales; Brassicaceae. Gene Ontology annotation, molecular function: DNA binding. Gene Ontology annotation, biological process: regulation of DNA-templated transcription.
ACUUUGCUCUCUUCUCCUCGAUUUCAAUCUUCGAGAUAAAACCACAAAAACAUCCGAUCAAAGGUUUAUAAUUUAAAAACAAAAAAAAACAAAAAAAUGAGGGCGGAGUUGAAUUUACCGGCGGGAUUCCGAUUUCAUCCGACGGAUGAAGAGCUAGUUAAGUUCUAUCUUUGCCGGAGAUGUGCAUCGGAGCCGAUUAACGUUCCGGUUAUCGCAGAGAUUGAUCUUUACAAAUUCAACCCAUGGGAGCUUCCAGGAAUGGCGUUGUACGGUGAGAAAGAGUGGUACUUUUUCUCACAUAGAGACCGGAAAUACCCAAACGGUUCGAGACCAAACCGGGCAGCUGGAACCGGUUAUUGGAAAGCUACCGGAGCUGAUAAACCGAUCGGUAAACCGAAGACGUUAGGGAUUAAGAAAGCACUCGUCUUUUACGCGGGGAAAGCUCCUAAAGGAAUCAAAACGAAUUGGAUUAUGCACGAGUAUCGUCUCGCUAAUGUUGAUCGAUCUGCUUCUUCUACUACCAACAAGAACAACAACAACUUGCGACUUGAUGAUUGGGUUUUAUGUCGGAUUUACAAUAAGAAGGGGUCAAUGGAGAAGUAUUUACCGGCGGAUGAGAAACCGACGGCGAUGAUGAUGACUACGUCGGACUCGAGGUGUUCAAGUCACGUGAUUUCACCGGAUGUCACGUGUUCCGAUCACUGGGAAGUUCAGAGCGAGCCCAAGUGGUUUGAGCUCGACGAUGCGUUAGACGCCUUUGAUGAUAAGUCCAUGUUUGGUGGUGGUGGUACUGGCGGCGGCUCCAUAGAGUUGUUGCAAAAUGACGCUUUUGUCCCUCAGUUUCCGUACAGUUCCGAUUUCGCCGCUCCGUUUCAGGACGACUCGCCGGAGCAAAAACCGUUCUUGAAUUGGAUGAGUUUUGCUCCUCCUCCUCAGGGCUGAGAGUUCUGAAAUCUGGAAGAAAAAAAAAAAUUGAAGCUUUUUUCAGAGUAUUCUAUUCGACGACCACCGCGCCGUGUCGGAUUCCUGACCCGGAAUACCAAAUCGGGUCAUACAAUUACGGAAUCGGGUUGUUGGAUUUCAGAGACUUAACCAACUUAACAGAUUCUGGGUAAUUGGGGAGGGGUUUCCACUGGUGGGUGAAUCACACUCUCAUCAGCAAGUUUCGAUUUUUUUGGUUUAGUUUCUGUUGUUUUGUUCAACUGUCUAAAGAUAUUAUGACAAAGUAGGUACAGAGGAACUGUAAAAGUAGUCAUUGUAACCAUAAUGAAUAUAUUCAUCAUAUUCAAUGAAGCAUGAGCUUGUUUUUCUUA